Amphimedon queenslandica is the source of this 2027-nucleotide messenger RNA. Its product is annotated as myosin-M heavy chain-like. The record is from RefSeq and is a predicted model, not a curated record. The transcript has 12 exons. NCBI's taxonomy places the organism in Eukaryota, Metazoa, Porifera, Demospongiae, Haplosclerida, Niphatidae. Bases 93 to 1934 code for a protein of 613 amino acids.
CUACUUUUAAUCAAAAUGGCGCGAACUAAGUGUAUUUGACACGUUAAUACCUUUCUUUAUUUCUCUCUGUUUCUGUUUGGAUAGUUUCAUAAAUGGAGGAUAUUUCAGAGGAAGAAAACGAAGCCACAAGUCAAGAAGAUGUCUUGGACUAUCAUCAAAAAGAGCUCAAAGAACAACGCGAGCACCACCUCUACCAGCUGAAAUCACUACAAGGCCAACUGCUGGAUAACCUGAUAGCCUACGUUUCAGACUCAAAUGAGUCUGUAUCGCCUGAUAUCCGGCAAAGGAUCCUCUCCUCGAUAAAAAGAGAAUCAACCACCAGCUGUGAUACUCAAACCACGCAACAGACCAUCUCCAGCAGUUAUCCUGAUUCCCUUCUCCUCUCUCAUUCGAAUGUGUCACGCAAUGACAGUGGUACCAGUGAUACGCUCCGUGAUACGUCUAGCGGUACGCUGGUAGAAAAAUGGGCGACACCAGUGGAGUCUACUACUUCGGGUCGUACUUUGAAUUCUCAAGCUGUGAUCACUUCUCUCCAUUCUUCUCCUUCUCUCCCUCCUACUCUAAAUAAAGAAUGCAUAAAUGAAAGUGAAUCUCCGCUUCCGGAAAACUCUUCUCAUAAUUCUUCCAUCUUGACUCCACCCUAUUUGACUCCGCCCAAACAAGCCUAUAAUCCUUCGGCAUCUCCGGAAAAUACUCAGCAGGCUUGCCGUUCUCCUCUCUCUCCAAUUUCUAAUAAUAAUGCUUCAAGAAGUCUCAUUCCAAAGACUCUGGUUCCAAACCCUUCCAGUAUGGAAGUUUUGGUGUCUGAGAAUGAGUCUUUGAGGAUUAGGAAUGGACAACUCAAUGAAGAACUGGAGCAGUUUAAUAGUAUCAAUUCUCUUUUGAAAGAACAAAUGAGUAAAAUGAAGAGAAGUUUGACUCAUUUUGAAGAAGAGCGAAAGUCUCAAAACAAGCUAAUGAGUUCUCUACAUUAUCAACUGUCGGGAGCGAUAAAUCAGUUGAGAGAACAAGAAGAUAUCAAAGAAGAACUAACAAAACAGCUUCACACUUUAAGAAUGGAGUUAGAUGAUGUAAAGCAAAAAGAUGCGGAGAAAAAAGAGCUGUAUAAAAACAAAGAAGUUGAGAAUGCUGAACUACGUGAUGAGAAUUCCUUCCUUCGUGAAGAUGUGAAGGUUUUGGAGAGACAGUUGAAGAAUCUACAAGACGAGACACUACAGCUGCAAAGUCUAAUGGAUAGACAAAGGAUUCAAACUGAGCAGUAUCAGAGUGCUUUGGCUAUGAUGGAUGAUGAACUUCAGAGAUUACGUCUUAUUGAGCGAUACCCAUCCCCACAGCAGUAUUUGCGUAGUCUUGAUCGAAAUAAGACUCCACCUCCUCCUUGUCACACACCCUCACCUCCUCACCACGCCCCCUCAACUACUAGCCACACCUCUCCUCCUACUCACCACGCCCCCGCAUUUAAUUACACGACCUCACCAAAAGUACAGCGACGUCCGCUUACUCGUAAGAGAUGGCUGGAGACGAGCGAAAACGGAUUUAUUUUUGGUACUCCUCCACAAAAAGAGCUUCAAGUGUCUCCUCAAAACACUACAAAAAGUGCUACUCAGUUGUCACCAGUUGAUGCUGCACUAGAUGCAAUUCGGACUAAACGUGUCACUACCGCUUCUCCUCCUGCUGUUAGGAAAAGACAGGGUCUUGAGGAACGCGUAGAAGAGAGACUAAGGAUUACAAGAGAGGCUGAGCAAAGACUCACAGUGCUACAGAAAGAGAAGGCAGAACUUGAAUCAUUCUUACAACGAGGGCCACCAAAUAAUAGAGUUACUGCAGAAUACAUGCAAAGAAAGAAUGAAACAGAGAGGAAGUUAGAUCAUGUCUUGAAGGAGAUUGGAGCAGUGAGGAUGAUCAUAAGGAACCCAACAUCUUGGAAGAUAUAAUAUCACAUGUACACUUUAUUAUAGACUUGAUUUAUUCACUCACAAUUAAAUAUAUUCAUUUCAUACCUCCUCUCACUAUGAAACUAAUACUCA